AUGUCUCGUAUAUCACCACCACCUCCACCGUCAUCAACAGGUCCACCACCACUAUUCAUCCAUCAGCCAUCGAUGUCAAAACAAUCACCAUUAUUAACAUCAAUAGGGAAUAAAGAUCCAACUGCUCCAGUUAAGAAGACGACGAUCAUGAUGGAGGGAGACAGGAUCAGAGUAGGUGAAGAAUGUCGGGGCGAUCGGAAUGAUUGGUCGGCCGGUGAUAUUGCCAAUACGAGUAGCUGCCUCUGCCACCGCGAGAAUCUCAUUAUCCGUCGUCGUCCCCGAUCGGUGAUGCAUCGUUUUCAUCCACAAAAGAGAUACAGUGUUUUGCAGCAGGCAGCGAAUAAGGAUGAUACGAUUCUAACAGUUGUUGCCAUACAUGCUUCAGAAAUUUGUACCCACUGCAUUAAGCUACUUGUACAAUUGGAAAGCACGCUUUAUAACUGCUGUUACGUUGUAAAAUAG
Messenger RNA from Lactuca virosa, 462 nucleotides. The record is from the annotation of a GenBank genome assembly. Lineage: Eukaryota; Viridiplantae; Streptophyta; Magnoliopsida; Asterales; Asteraceae.